This is a messenger RNA of Sebastes umbrosus (honeycomb rockfish), 2130 nucleotides long. It is a transcript of the gene tpbgl, whose product is annotated as Wnt-activated inhibitory factor 2. The coding region runs from base 251 to 1330 and encodes 359 amino acids. Gene Ontology annotation, biological process: negative regulation of canonical Wnt signaling pathway. Gene Ontology annotation, molecular function: protein binding. The record is from RefSeq and is a predicted model, not a curated record. NCBI's taxonomy places the organism in Eukaryota, Metazoa, Chordata, Actinopteri, Perciformes, Sebastidae. Gene Ontology annotation, cellular component: plasma membrane. The transcript has a single exon.
UCCAUCGCAGCCACACUAGGCUGCUGUUGUCCACCGCACCGAUGCGUAAAUAUCCCAAAGAAGAAAAGUCCUCUCUUCUCCGGACAGAGACACAGAGCACCGAGGGGACCUUGUGGAAAGACUGUUUUGUCUCUUCUGAUGGUUCAAAGUAACCGAAGCUGGACUGAUUCCACUUUACAGGAUUGUAGUCGGUCACCUUCUUCUCUACGCAAGAAGACACAUCUGCACAGAGCAGCUGUGAGACUCUAAGAUGAGAGAGAAGAUGUGGAUAUUUUACAGCGCCGACAACUCAAAGUGUCUCCUCUCUAUCUGGAACCAGUGGUGUUUGUGUUACGCUGCGGUGUUGUGUUUGUUGUUCUCUUCUGUCAGGACGCAGGACGCCUGUCCGUCGUCCUGCGUCUGUGCCAGAGACUCGUUGACAGUGACCUGCAGAGACGGAGAGGACACCGGAGAGGUACCUGGAGACAUCCCGGAGUGGACGUCCACCUUGAUACUCCAGGGGAGGAACAUUUCAACUUUACAGCGCGGUGCGUUCAUGAGCAACGGGACGGGGGAGUUACUGCAAAUGAAGACGCUUUUUCUGUCCUAUAACGGGAUACAAACCAUUGAACCUUACGCCUUCCUGGGACUCCCCAGACUGCAUGUGCUGGAUCUGAGCCACAACCAGCUGGAGUUUAUCUCAGCCAGAGCUUUCCACGGACUCACGGAGCUGCGGUCUCUGUACCUGAACUACUCCAUCGUGCCUCCGGCCGCGGAGCAGCAGCUCUCCAACGCGCUGCAAAGUCUGCGCAACCUGCACAGACUGGAGCUGGCUGGAAACAUGCUUAAACACAUCCCACUGUUGAGAUUAGACAUGCACAACCUCCACUUGUUAGUGCUGGUAAAUAACUCCAUAGAGAGCAUAGGAGGGGAAAACGUCACUAUUCUGUACCAACAAAGGCGCAUCCGCGUCUACCUGUCUUUGAACCCGUUCCGGUGCACCUGUGAGCUGGAGGCGUUUUACUACUGGUUGAAGAACUCGUCCCAGUGCCCGGAUGCAGGCAGGCUCCUGUGCAUGGAGCCGGAGGCCAAGAGGGGGGUCCCCGUGGAGAAGCUGCGCGAGGAGGAUGUGGAUUGUAUGAAUGAGAACCUGGAGGCGGUUUCAUACGUGUUCCUGGGGAUAGUGCUGGCUCUGAUCGGGGUGGUGUUUCUGAUGGUGUUGUAUCUGAACAGGGGAGGCAUCAAAAGGUGGCUCAACAACAUCAGGGACGCGUGCAGAGACCAGAUGGAGGUCUACCAUUACCGAUACGAGCAGGACUCGGAUCCCAGACUGGCCAAUGUGGCUGUUUAGCCUCCUGAAGCAUCAUCAGGCCAACUUAGGACUGGGGACAUUCCCUGGCAAGUGUCCUGUUACAGUCCAAAAUCAAUAGUUUUUACAACCAGUUUCAUCAUUUUCAGCAGCUGGCUGAAUGAACUGCAUGUGUAAUCCCCCUCACACUGGGAUAUGCACAGAGCCAAACACACUUAAAUGACUAUUACAGUAAGUGUUCAUCUUGCACAACUGAAUACUUCCACUUUUAUUGUACAUAUCUCCUCAAGAGAGGAAUGCUUUUCAUGUUAUCUUGCACAGUCUACAGCAGUUUUGUCAGACUAACUUAGUAUUAUCUUAUUAACAAAGUGACAAAUAUACAGUAAAGGUAUAUAUAUAUAUGUAUAAGUUCUGAUUUGAAAAACUGGAAUGACUGACAGCCUUUGCAAAUUGUUGCAAACUAUACAUUCAGGAUACCCCCACAGAGAGAACAAUUUUUCUAAUCUACUGAGGGAUUGCAUAUUGCAAAGGGUGAGAGAGAGAAAAGUGGUAUAGAGAAAGAGACGGCAAGAUGAGGCAAGGAGGCUGGUAUAAGUGCCAUGUUCGUGCAAGCAGGAGAUGCUUGAGUAGACUGUCAUAUUGCAUCACCAGGAACAUGGGAUAAGUUACCAACCUUGUCUUGCCGAACAGACCUCUGAUCUCUGGGAAACAGCACACGUGUAUCAUCAUUUGACAGCAGGUCAGUUUAUCAGUGAAGGGGUUGAAAGAGGAAGAGAGAGAAUCUAACCAUGCAUGUGAUUGUUGUAGGCAUAGAAAACCAACCGAAACAUUAAUAAAAAAGG